AUGGAGAAAUCGUCUGUUCAGAGGGACCUGGAGGACUGGGAGUUCCUCAGCGAUGAUGGGUUCCUCGAUCUGGGGCAGCAGGAGACCGGGAAGAGCGUGGUGAUCUCCAAGGGUUCUGGGUUCAGCAGCAGAGGGGGCCUCGUCGAUGUCAACUACUUCGUGUGCCCUCCGCAUCAUCCUCCUCACCUCCUCAUUGGGGCGACGGAGGAUCUGAUCCUUGCAACCAAGAACAAAUAUCAGAGCAGGAGGGACCCGGAUGAGGGCUCCGUAAAGGAGAUUAGGGAGAUCGAGGUGGCGGCGCCGCCGGCGGCCCUCGCCAACCAGGAGGUUAUCUCCCAGGUGUUCUUCCGGAAGCUCGGAGAGAACGAAUUCGUCGACAUGAAACUGGACUCCCCCCCGAAAUCCCCCACUUCGAGGGGUGUCAAGCCUCCUCUAAUGGAGCUUCCGGGGGGAGGCAGAUUCGAGGGAAAGGGGGAGGAGACUGGCAAAGGGGAGACUCACAAGAUCCUAUCAGAAGAGAAUGAGGAGGAGGAAGAGGGAAAAGAGAGGAACUCACUUGUGAGGUCGGGGAACAACGGCAAGGGCUCCUGGGAAAACUUCGGUUUCGGCAUCUGGAAGUGGAAGAUCACCGGCGCCGGCGCGCUCUGCUCCAUCGGCGUGGCAGCGGCCACCAUCUUCAUCUUCAUACUGAGCGGGCCGCAGCGCCAGAGGCAGCAGCAACAACAGAGCCAGAAGAUCCAGUUCCAGGUUUACCCAGAUGAGAAGGUUACCAUCCAAACCUCAAACCUCCUGGAAGAAAGAAAUCCAAACGUCUUAAUUUCUCUCCAGUUUGACGGAAUUUUCUGCAGAUCUCUGGUUGAGGCGCUACGCAUGGCUGGCUGAUUUCUUCUUCAUAAUAAACUCUCUCUCUCUCUCUCUCACACACACACACCAUGGACUGGAGACGAUGAUCAGAGAAUUGAUGCCUCACGAAGCUCCUCUCACCUUGUUCUUCGUGACCUUGGCUGCAGAGCAUCAAGCAGGUGGUGCAGCAAGCUACAAGGCUGAACCAGGCGAUCUCGGUGGUGAGGGGAGUUCCAGUGACAAGAGCACACAUAUCCUUUGGUGGGUACUACGAUGGCCUGUAG
Messenger RNA from Spirodela intermedia, 1127 nucleotides. The record is from the annotation of a GenBank genome assembly. Lineage: Eukaryota; Viridiplantae; Streptophyta; Magnoliopsida; Alismatales; Araceae.